Molecule: messenger RNA, 1038 nt
Organism: Diorhabda carinulata
Lineage: Eukaryota; Metazoa; Arthropoda; Insecta; Coleoptera; Chrysomelidae
Product: tigger transposable element-derived protein 4-like
Exons: 1
Coding region: 1-1038 (345 amino acids)
Cellular component (GO): nucleus
Molecular function (GO): DNA binding
Source: RefSeq, a predicted model, not a curated record
AUGUCAGGUGAAUCGGCAGCUGUCCCUGCAGGGGUGAAGGAUCAUUGGCUUGGUAACGUUUGGCCGAAAAUUCGCGAAGGCUACGUGGAUGAAGAAUUCUUCAACUGCGACGAAACCGAGCUAUUUUACAAACUCACUCCUGACAAAACUUUCAAGUUUUUGGGCGAGAAAUGCUCUGGUGGAAAACACUCGAAAGACCGUGUCACCGUUCUAGUUGCGGCUAAUUUGACAGGGAGUGUUAAAAAAAAGUUAGUGGUCAUCGGAAAAUCAAAAAACCCGCGGUGUUUCAAAAACGUUAAGAACCUACCAGUGCAAUAUGAACAAAACACAAGGUCAUGGAUGACAUCCCAGUUGUUUGAAAAACUUUUGCGCGAGUGGGAUGGAGAGCUAAGAAGGGAAAACAAGAAAAUUUUACUCUUAGUUGAUAAUUGCCCAGCACAUACUCAUGUGGCAUCUCUAAAAUGCAUAAAAUUAGUUUUCCUGCCAGAAAACACUACAUCUGUGCUUCAACCAAUGGACCAAGGGGUCAUAAAGGAACUAAAAGUUAACUUCAGGAAGCUAUUGGUAUUGAAAAUGAUCGACAAUAUUGAAAAAAAUAUUGAACAUAACGUUAAUUUGCUACAAGCAAUAGUAAUGGUCUCAAAAGCUUGGGAUAGAGUGGACGGUGACACAAUAAGAAAUUGUUUCCGUCAUGGAGGAUUUCUUAGCUCUGAUAACUCAGAAUCCAAUUCAACGUCGAAUACCGAAAAUCUGGCGGAUUGGGCAGAAAAUAUUGAUUUACCUCCCAAAAUGGGGAUAAAUAUCGAUUUUAAUCAAUAUGCUGCUGUCGAUGAAAACAUCGAAACAUCGUCAGAGCUAACUGACGUCGAGAUAAUAGCAUCAGCUUCUCACUCAAAUGAAAAUCAUUCCCCAGAAGAAGAUGAAGCGGAAGAUUCAACGUCAUCAGCGGAAUUUCUUCCUCCUUCGGCUAGCUCUGCAAUGAAGGCGAUUUUUUUUCUUUUGAGGAAGAGCCAAAGCCACACGUCAAAGAUGCUCUGA